GCGCCCCCCCGCAAGAGACUAAGCCGAAAAAAUAUAUAUGUAAAGAGGGUUAUGCUUUUCAUAUGAGCGGAAAGGCGUCACUUUCAGAGCAGAACACAGUGGGGCGAGUCUUAGAGAAGGGAGCGGGGCUGGUCCGCAGAUAACAGGCAAGAGGAGAAUGAGGGGAGGGGGCGGCUCACUGUAAAAACGUCAAAGUCCUAUCAAGGGCUGAGAGUAAUUUUGCUUUUUCUCUUACCACCGAGAUUACUACGUAUAUUCAACGCCUUUGCCGUCGUUAAAUCGACUGUCCAGACGUCAUACGAGAAGAGCGCACUAGCGAUUUAGUUCCUUUUUUAAAACCGCUCCUUUCUCGGCUGUUAUUAUGCAGUAAACAAGAAAUUCAUAUUUUAUCGCCAGUUUUAAAGGGACAGAGCGGUGGACGGACACCGGGAGGCUGACUGAUCUGCUUUCUGGUCUCUUUUUGUUUUAAUCUGGAGGAAUCGCGCAGCGGCUCUCACAUGCACAGCCCCGGCGCGCAGCCCCAGCUAUGCGGCAGCGGCGUUAGAGCGACGCCGCUCGACCGGGAAUUAAACCGACGCUGGUAACCCGGCGUGAAAGGCGAAAAAAUUACCAAAUAAAUAAUUAAAAUUGAGUAGAUCGCCGGAUUUUUUUGUCUCCACGGCGACGGUGAGACCUGCUCCUUAUCCGCAAUGAAGCUCUAAUAGCCUGCAUCACCGUAGGCGAUGGGAUAAAAAUGCGACGGCACAGGGUGUUCUUGCUUUGCACUGUGGGCCUGUGUGUGAUCUCCUUCUUGCAUUACUACAAGGCCCUACACUACGUCUCCUUGUUGCGAGAACUCUCUGCCCCUUAUCCCAACAUCAAGUCCUUCAUCAUGGUCACCGGUUUCUUCUGGAAGGAGAGAGAUAUGCCUUUGUCAAGCACUUUCUCAGAUGAUGGCCCUGCCCCAGUCAUACGCCCCUCUGACCCCAGAGCUUGGGAUUCCAGGGCCGUGGAGCAGCAGCCCAACCCAGAGCUAAAUGUGGAUAAAGACUUGAGGGUCCCAUGGGGGAAAUUGGAUGUAGCAAAGCAGAAAGAGGGAGAUGCCUCUCAGGACCUUGAGGUCAAGGAAAGAGAGCUAAACCUUAAAGAGGAAGAGCAUAACAUUCCCCCUAAACCCUGGUAUCACGGUGAUCCUGAUGAAAAAAGAGUAGUGGUGGAGAAGAAGAUCCCUCCAACUCCUACCCUACCAGAUCCCAUAGAGUCCCUUGGGGACCUCCACUUGCGUCACUUCAAACUCGUUGAUGAUCAAAGCCCUUACUUUGUGCAUACUAAAGCCGGAGCUCUUUGCUUCCGACAAGGGACUGAGUUAGCCGUUCCAAAGGACAGUCUGGGAAUGGGAGUUGCUACAGCAGCAAAUCGUAGGAUACUGGAGCUUCAGGAGGCUGUAAACCCAAUCAAGGCCGGAACCAAGAAAGGCAAGAGGCUGGUAAAAUGUGUGUGCCGUCCGGGUUGGCAUGGUCCUUACUGUGGAGUCCCCACCAUGGUGUACCAUUCUACCCUGCCCACCAAGGAGCGGUUAAUGCCCAGGGAGGUGCCCCGUAGGGUCAUUAAUGCCAUAAAUGUCAACCAUGAGUUUGACCUUCUUCAUGUUCGCUUCCAUGAGCUAGCCCAGGCAGUGGACCUUUUCUUGGUGUGUGAGUCUAACUUCACGGCCUAUGGGGAGAGGCGCCCUUUGCGAUUUUUAAAUCUUCUCCUGAACGGGACAUACGACUUUGUGCGGCAUAAGAUCCUCUAUGUGUUUCUGGACCACUUUCCUGAAGGUGGACGGCAGGACGGCUGGAUCGCAGACGAUUACCUGCGCACCUUCCUGACACGCGACGGGAUAUCCCGCAUAGAUGGACUGCAGCCAGACGACGUCUUCAUCAUCAACGAUGCGGAUGAGAUUCCAGCCCAAGAGGGGAUCCUUUUCCUCAAACUUUUUGAUGGAUGGACAGAGCCCUUUGCAAUUCACAUGCGCAAGUCUCUAUAUGGCUUCUUCUGGAAGCAACUGGGCUCCCUGGAGGUGGUAUCAGGGUGCACUGUGGGAAUGCUGGCUACUGUCUAUGACAAUGAUGGCAUCAAGCUUAGGCGACGAGAGUAUUACACCAUGCCUGGGUUCCGGAAGUAUGAGAAUGACACAGGCCACAUCCUGGUCCAGUGGUCCAUCGGGAGUCCUUUCCAUUUUGCAGGUUGGCACUGCUCCUGGUGUUUCACCCCAGAGGGGAUACGUUUGAAGCUCAUCUCUGCCCAGAAUGGAGACUUCCCCCGCUGGGGGGACUAUGAGGACAAGCGGGACCUCAACUACAUUCGAGAUUUGAUCCGAACAGGGGGCUGGUUUGAUGGGUCGUUGAUGGAAUAUCCACCCACGGACCCAAAAGAGCACAUGUACGCCCCAAAGUACUUGUUGAACAAUUAUGACCGCUACCGUUAUUUGCUUGCGAACCAGUAUGUUAAAGAGGGCAAGGUAGCAGGAGGGUAAUGCAUAAACAUUUUUGGCUGAGGGGUAGAGCUGAAGUGUCGUUCAAAUUCGGGGAAAGCACCACUAUAGACUUAUUUCCCCCCCAUUUCUGGCUCAUCCUAACCCUUGCCAACCUUCCAUCUCCUUUCCCUGGUUGAGGGUGGAGGCCUGGUGUCGUGGUUCUGCUACAAUGGGCUGGGUGUUAAUAACAGUCAGUGAAAUAACGGGCAGAGUCUGCAGAGCUGACAAUAGAGACUCUGUACUCAAGGCACCUUAUACAAUCUUUCAAUGUUUCCUGCUCUGUCUGCUUCUCUGCCUCCCAUGUGUAAAUUGAGAAUGGAGUCCAUUAUGCUGUCAAAUGCUUUUUGUGAUAUUUUUCGGUCAUUCUACACAAGUUCUAAUUGACUUUUCUCUCAAUUUUCUCAAUACUGUCAAAAUAACAAAGCAGCCAGUGCGAGUACAGGAAGUGGACUCGGCAGAGUCGGGGAAGAAAAGGCCCUGUUUACUUGCUUGUAAUGUGAUCAUACAUUAAAUCCAAUGAUAAAUGCUGAUUUGUAACCUCGGACCUCGCAGACAUGAGCCUCAAUAUGAAAAAAUAAUCAUUCGUGUAGCAAGCUGCAGUAUGAGCCUUGAGACCAUGUUUUAGGUGGGUAGGUCCAGUGUGGUGUAAAUGGAAUAGAAGGGGUUUUCUGUAGGCCUUUGUCUCAGAAAACAUUCAGGGGGUAGAACAGCCUCCCUGAAUCCUGUGACUAUACUUUCCAUCAAGAUCUCUGUGCUUGCAGCAAGGGGAGUCGUACAGGGGGGCGAUAAGAUCGAUUCCGGGGGCCUCUGAGUGACAGGGGAUCUAAAAAAAUUUGGAAAAUAAUUGGGUUGGUCUGGGUUGUGGGACCCAAUAUGAUAUGCUUUCAUAGGACCCAAAAUUUAUAUCGAGAUCCCAGCCUGCAGCAGCGUUUUUCAGAUCGGCAGAGGGGGGUGGAAUCUGCCUUGUGAAGGAGUUCAGUCUAGGCUGCUUUUGUUCGACAGGAAUCCAGAAAAACACUCCAGCAUCCAGCAGAACUCAGCAGCAGCAGCUGAAAACCAUCCAAAAUGUUGGAGGGAAAAAAGAUGAAGGAAUGCAGGAUAAGAAUUUCUGUAUCUCUUCAGAACUCAGCUGGUUGCAUUGCACCUCCACAAAAGCUAGGAUGGCGUCUACCACUUGGACGUUGGUGGCAGAUUUCCUCCUUCCACUUGGCAGAUAACUCUGCCCACCCACACCCCUGCAUGACUGCAAGAUGUGAUUGUCCCCCCUGGAGGCCCUUCCCUGCUCAGUGCCAUCUACAUCAGGACAGGAAUAUAAAGUGCUACCUGUAUCACAUGUGCAUAUGAGAGCCUCUCUUGUACCUGGCUGCAGCUUAUAAAGAUGCUAAUACGUGUUCAGGCAGGACAGGCCCCCUGACUGCUGGGUGGUAAGCCAAACCUGAAUGCUUUGCUUGGCAGUCAAUUAGCCACGCCCCACUUUCCAAGUUCUGCUACUUCAUCGCUGCUGCUGUGUGACUUUGCACACAAGUCUUUCAUUCACUUGCACUUACCGAGUGUCAAAGUGAUUUGAGUUGAUUUGACUGCUAAAAGAUCUAGAUUUCUUAAUUUGAGGUACAGAGGGGGUGUCACUAAUGCAACACAAUGUGUGCGAGUCAUGUGACACUUUUCGCAUUAGUCAGCUUUGUUAUCUUCAGUCUUUUAUUGCGUACCAUCUUAUAUGUGGUCACUCAGCUCGUUCCCGCUUCCGCAGAAUAUUUCUGAGCACUUGACCGUAACCCGAGCCAACCCAUGACUCCUCAGACAGAUGAUUCAGUGAAGGCUGUUGAGUCUGAAAUAAGGCUUGACAAAGGUUUCUGCCAUUUUGCCUUCUCGCUCGUCUUGUUGUGCCGGAUCUUUCUUUGCACUGUUCUUUUUGAUGUUAUUUAUGUUGGCACUGAUUUAUUUUGUCUGCUCCUGGGUUAAGGGACCGCAGAUGUCUGCUGAAUAUAUGUAACGUUUGGACGAGGAGAGCAUACCGUUCAACCGCGGCGUGAAAUAUUUCAUUUUCAGUUCAUGUCUUUGUAUCACACUAUAUUUAUAAUCAUAUUUAGUUAAAAUGUCUCUCCAUAUAUGAGCGAUGAAACUCACAUUGAGGUUAAAGAACAGAAUUUGGUUGCUCACCCCUAUCUAGUAUAUAGUGAUUGGCUCUAUAGUGUGUUAGUCCAGUAGUAUCAGUAACACUGCGCUUUCUUUUUGGAUAAAACUGUAAAAACAAUGAACAGGCCUGGCAGCGUUAAUUGAUCACAGAGAGCCUCAGGACUCCAGUAAACACUCUCUGUUGUCAAUUAACACCGUCAGAAUGUGUCCUUAAGAAGAUUCCACGGAAAAUUUAUGUGCUCCCUCAGAACAACAAAAAGCAAAGUUUUGCAGAACAUAUAUGGAUAUUGAAAAAAACAAACAAACAAAAUUCAUUCAAGAGCCUUUAUUGAUCGACGUUCCAUUUGAACAGAAAGCAAAGCCUGGACACUGAGAGAGCUAUCCCAGCAUGACUCCAGCCCCUGCGUUUCGCGGGUUUUGAAGUUAGCAGGAAUCUCUGGGAAGCUUUGGGCACAGCUGUUGCUGUUUGUCUCAUUAAUGCGACCCCUAAAACGUUGAAAUAUAAAGGCCGUCCAAGCCGCUUCAGCGCAUGUCACCUCAGUGUUAGCGAGCAACUACAGAUGAUCAUAUGAGUUUUACACGAGUGUCAACAUCCAUGCAGUGACACGAUGCACUGACUUUGAUGCGGGUUUAUUUUUAAGGGCAUAGGUUGUCGGCGCGUCUCGGAAACACUAGUAGGGUGACGGAAGUGUUUUUCUGGGGCAUACGCAGUGCCGCAGCAGGUCAUAAGGACACAGUGGGUGACAGAUGGGUGAGCUCCAGGCCUGUGACCAUGUGAUGGCACCUGACACACUGCUGAAUCCUCCCGGUGCUUUUCCAGUCUUCUUUUCCAGUCCAGCCCAGUUUGGCCGAGUCCGAGAGGCAGGCUCACGAUAGGGACAUCCAACCGAGAACAGAGAAAUGCGUGACGGAGCAGCAGCCUGUUUGUGUUUCAUGAGGCUAGAUGAAAAUGUCCAAGUGACCUUAGCUAUUCACUGUAUGUCGCUAAAGAAGUAAUGCUACCUGCAAUCACAUACGUACACAUGAACAGCUAUAAAUGGACUUGCCUUAAUGUGAAACGGAAUUUGUAAUUGUUUACAGUGGUCGUGUUACUGAUUUUUAAAUUUUCUCUUUUUUGUUUGUCUUAUUUCUUCAGGCAGCUUCUUAUUAAUAUUUUUUUUUAAUCACAUUAAAAUGGACAUUUGCUGCACCCCCUCCCCAAAAAAAAAAACAAAAAACAGCGUCUCCUCUCCUCUGGGAGGAAGUGAUGUCACGGUGAGGGGGCGAGCUUCACUGCUGUCCUCUAUCCUGCCGAUCUAUUUCGGUCGCAUGUGGGAGUGCUUUAACACGCAAGGGAAGUGAGAAAAAAAAACAGCCCUUUAAAUAUUGCUUAAACUCUUGACAGUAUUUUGUCACGCUAGGGAUGUUUGUCCAUGGAGUUUAUACCACAGUAAAACACGGCAUAUUUUCCUCUCCCCCAUUCGUAACUGUCGGAAUUGCAUAACCAUUUAAUGCUCUGGGUGCUCUUUUCAUGUCUGGUUAUACUUCUCACAGUUGUAGCUGAUCCCUGGAAAAAGAGAAAGACCGGUGACUUUUUUUUUUUUUUUAAGUCUUACCUCUCUGUCUUCUGUUGACACCGUCAAGACAUAAACGUGAGGCCUGUGUUCAGGAAUGUACAUUGCAUGCUGAAACUGCAGAUAGCCUUGUCUGUGAAAUGUAAACUUGCACCUUACUGUAGCAGAAAUGUUUUUGUUUCGUGGUAGAGCGGGGGUCUACAUCGGGUCUACACCCGUCGGGGGGAGGGGGGGGGUUGAGUUGGGGGGUUGGAAUGUGGUUCUCUGUAAACCCCAUAUCUUCAGAGCUUCAGCAGGAGUGUUAUGGUGUGUGGUCCACUGCGUAUCUGGGAGAUAGAGGGCGGGACAGAUCGGACCGGCUCACUUCAUUUGCUCACAGCCCUGGUCUUGGGUCCACCCCUUACUAUGCACCUUUUGUUCCAGCUGACUUGCCCUUAAUUAAUUACACCUGGGGGAGCAGUUGACUGCUGACACUGUGGCUCAGCCCGUAAUGCCGUCACCGCUGGUGUGUGUCACAGUGUUUCCCCUACGGCCGUUAACAUUAGCUUACUACAGCCCUAAUUUGAUGGGAAGAUCGAAUGGAUGAUUUAUGACUGUUGACUGUAAACAAACUGUAUUGGGGGGGAGGGUUGUCCAGUACUUCUUCAUUCCUAAGGAUGAAAUCCUGGAAUCACCAACAAGUUUGUUCAGUAACAUUAACUGGGAGUAACUCUACCAAACUCAUUUGUUUUACACAUAUAACAGAUUUUCUCUGUACUGGAAAUCUGCAUCGACUAAUGCUUACGUCAUUUUCAUGCAUAGUCGAAAAAAAGACUGUUUAUUUUUCCUGGUGUGUACAACACAGAUGGCAUUUGGCGGUUUGACACAAUUUAUAUGAAACACGGUGCCAUCAUGUCAUCAGAUUUAUCUACCUUUUCCUAGGACUAUUGGGAAAACCAAGAGAAAGAACAGGAAGUAAUGUCAAUAUUUAUCUUUUAAAAGGCUGAGCACAGUUAUUGACAUGAGAAUGUGUGGGAUACCUGCAGUGUGCAGAAUUUUCUUUGUAAUAAAACAAUGUGCCAGUUCUCAUUUCAGUAAAUUUACUUUGGAUUUGCAGGGCAGCCUUAGGCCGUGAAUGAAAUGAACAUAAUUGGAUUUUUGGGUGGUUGCCCUGAUUUAUUAUCACAAAUGGUCUUGUAAUCCCUUUUAAAGGGAUUGUAGUUUGCAAAUGUUUAAUAGAUGUGAUUUUUAGUGCCAUACUAUAAAUCCAGUCAAGUCCAAUUAAUUAAAAUCUGGACCAGUAACCUACAAACACAGACAUGGGGUUGGCCCAGGACCAGGGCCGGCAGCCUCUGCUGUCGCCUCAGGCAGGACUCGUCACAGAAAGAGCGGGCUGAGGCCAACCAAGCUGGUACCUUCACAGACUGACCUAUACCAGGGCCUCACAGUGAGACGAGCGGUUUUGGUAUCGCACCACAGCAAUCUCAAGAAUUUUCCAGCUUCAAGCAGCCCCUUCGUAGGGUGUCACGUAAAACCACAGUGUCCUCAGAAACGGCCUUUAUCAAACGCCGCGUAUUUGCGAAAGCUUUCUGCAGAUUGUCUUCGAAGAUCGAGAAACCCACCAAUAACACACGCAGACAGUCUGUCUGAAUACAUUUUAAUUACAUUCGCCUGGGUAAUUAUUACACGCGCAGCUUGUACCUGCCCAGUUUUUCCAGUUUCCCAGUAGGGUGUGUUUCAGUACAGUUUCUGGAUGGGGGGAAGAAAAGUCUUUUUUCUUAUUUUUUAUUCUGUUGUUGACAAGAAAGAGUGUACAGUUAUAAAAUCAUAAUGAGAAGUCAUAAAGGCUUUUUUCUGUAUAUGGACGGCUGUACAUUAACCCUGAGUGAAAACUGAUUCUAUGGAAAAGAUAUAUAAUAAAUUAAUUUUAAAGUUUUACA
This is a messenger RNA of Paramormyrops kingsleyae, 8102 nucleotides long. RefSeq names its product beta-1,4-mannosyl-glycoprotein 4-beta-N-acetylglucosaminyltransferase b (gene mgat3b). Gene Ontology annotation, biological process: N-acetylglucosamine metabolic process. Lineage: Eukaryota; Metazoa; Chordata; Actinopteri; Osteoglossiformes; Mormyridae. Gene Ontology annotation, molecular function: beta-1,4-mannosylglycoprotein 4-beta-N-acetylglucosaminyltransferase activity. Gene Ontology annotation, cellular component: membrane. The record is from RefSeq and is a predicted model, not a curated record.